AACGUCUACAGGAAGUUUAUCCCAGGCGUGUAUAAAGACGCUUCCUGUGCUCUUCUUGAAAGAAACAUAUUUUGAAACAUUCAUGGCUUAACGUUACAUAAAGAAACACGAAGCAGAUAAACAGUUGCCCAAGAUGAACUACGUACCAGGGACGGCAAGCCUCAUUGACGACAUCGACAAGAAGCACCUGGUGCUGCUCCGAGAUGGCAGGACACUGAUCGGAUACCUCAGAAGCAUUGAUCAGUUUGCUAAUUUAGUUUUCCAUCAGACAGUUGAGCGGAUCCACGUGGGGAAGAAAUUUGGUGACAUCCCCAGAGGAAUAUUCAUAGUGAGAGGAGAGAAUGUGGUCCUGCUGGGGGAGAUAGAUGUGGAUAAGCCCAGUGACACGGUCCUGCAGCAAGUUUCCAUUGAAGAGAUCCUGGAGGAGCAGCGGUUGCAGCAGCAAGCCAAACAGGAGACGGAGAAAGUCAAAAUGCAGGUCCUGAAGGACCGAGGCCUCUCCGUCCCCAAAGCCGAUAACUUAGACGAAUACUAACACGGCCUUCAUUUUUCCAUGAGCCUCCUCCUCAGUUUGUACGGGACUGAUUUAAGUUUUCUGGUGAAUUUGAAUUUGAGAGAGCAUGGCUGUGUGUUUUUUAUGGGUACAUGGCUGCAUCACAAUGGGCCUGUUUACUGUAGUGUACUGUGUGAAUUUAAUUUGAAUUAGGAGAGAAAAUGUGAUGACUGCUCUCACUUUUGCAGAUCAUGUCAGCAAAAUGAUAAAUUCAUAUGUUUGUCUUAAGAUCACUAUGUUGGCAAUUAAGCAAUUAUUUUACAGCAGCACUUUCUAUUCAUGAUAUGGGUAGUCUUAUUGUUUGGACACAAAAACUGUCUGUGCUCUAUUAAAGAGUUGAUUUUUUUUUUUUCUUUA
Molecule: messenger RNA, 910 nt
Organism: Seriola dumerili (greater amberjack)
Lineage: Eukaryota; Metazoa; Chordata; Actinopteri; Carangiformes; Carangidae
Gene: lsm1
Product: LSM1 homolog, mRNA degradation associated
Exons: 4
Coding region: 134-535 (133 amino acids)
Biological process (GO): deadenylation-dependent decapping of nuclear-transcribed mRNA
Cellular component (GO): P-body; Lsm1-7-Pat1 complex
Molecular function (GO): RNA cap binding
Source: RefSeq, a predicted model, not a curated record